Humulus lupulus (European hop) is the source of this 1991-nucleotide messenger RNA. RefSeq names its product lycopene epsilon cyclase, chloroplastic. NCBI's taxonomy places the organism in Eukaryota, Viridiplantae, Streptophyta, Magnoliopsida, Rosales, Cannabaceae. The coding region runs from base 234 to 1838 and encodes 534 amino acids. The record is from RefSeq and is a predicted model, not a curated record. The transcript has 11 exons. Gene Ontology annotation, molecular function: oxidoreductase activity, acting on paired donors, with incorporation or reduction of molecular oxygen. Gene Ontology annotation, biological process: carotenoid biosynthetic process.
CCCUUCCCUAUCGUUUACUAUCACCCUGUUAUCCACAAAACUCCCAAAGUCACAACAGUCCGCCAUUAAAGCAAAAACAGAGCCCCCCCAAAAGAGAACUUAGAAGGACAGAGACUUUGCAUUAAAUCGGUCAAGUAUAGUUUUUUUCUGUAUAAUAUUAUUAUUACUUUUAUUAAUAUUAUAUAUAUGUAUGUAUAAAUGUUAGGGUCUUGAAGAAGAAAGAGUUUGAGAACAUGCUAGUAAUGGAGAGUGUUGGUCUCGGUGCUCGGAACUUUGUGGCCGUGACGGUGUCGUUUUGGUCUGGUUCGAGGUUGAGAAGAGGAGGGUUAGUGAGGAAAAGAGCUCCUUUUUGUGGCUACGGUUUGUGCAGGCGUAGUUGUCUGCGAGUGAUGGCCAAUGCGGGGAGUGAGAGUUGCGUGGUGGUGAAACAAGGCUUUGCAGACGAAGAGGAUUAUAUAAAAGGAGGUGGGUCUGAGCUGGUUUUCGUCCAAAUGCAACAGAACAAGUCCAUGGAGAAGCAGUCUAAGCUCUCUGACAAGCUUCCUGCAAUUUCAAUUGGUGAUAAAAUACUGGAUUUGGUGGUGAUAGGAUGUGGUCCGGCGGGUCUUGCUCUAGCUGCGGAAUCAGCUAAGUUUGGAUUAAACGUUGGACUCAUUGGACCAGAUCUCCCUUUUACAAACAAUUAUGGUGUUUGGGAAGAUGAAUUCAAAGAUCUCGGACUUGCAGGGUGUAUUGAGCAUGUAUGGCCAGACACCAUAGUUUAUCUGGACAAUAAUGAUCCUAUUCUGAUUGGUCGUGCUUAUGGACGAGUUAGUCGUCAUUUGCUUCACGAGGAACUGUUAAGAAGGUGUGUGGAGUCAGGUGUUUCAUAUCUUAAUUUAAGAGUUGAAAGCAUUGUUGAAGCUACCAAUGGUCAUAGUCUCGUAUUCUGUGAACAAGAUAUCGUUGUUCCUUGCAGGCUUGCUACUGUUGCAUCAGGAGCUGCUUCAGGGAAACUAUUGGAGUAUGAGGUGGGUGGUCCAAAGGUUUCGGUGCAAACAGCUUACGGUGUGGAAGUUGAGGUUGAAAACAAUCCAUAUGAUCCCAGCUUGAUGGUUUUCAUGGACUAUAGGGACCACUUGAAGCAAAAAGCUCCAAGUAUAGAUGAAGAAUACCCAACAUUUCUUUAUGUGAUGCCCAUGUCUCCAACAAGAGUCUUCUUUGAGGAGACUUGUUUGGCUUCCAAAGAUGCCAUGCCUUUUGAUUUACUAAAGAACAAACUCUUAUCAAGGUUAAAGACGAUGGGAAUCCAAAUUUUGAAAACUCAUGAAGAGGAAUGGUCUUAUAUUCCAGUCGGCGGAUCCUUACCCAAUACUGAGCAAAAAAAUCUUGCAUUUGGUGCCGCUGCCAGCAUGGUGCAUCCAGCCACAGGCUAUUCGGUUGUGAGAUCUUUGUCUGAAGCUCCAAAAUAUGCUUCUGUAAUAGCAAAUAUUUUGAAGCAGGGCCAUUCCGAGGGCCUUGUAAGCCGCGAAAGAAGUACUAAGAAUAUCUCCAUGCAGGCUUGGAAUACACUUUGGCCACAAGAAAGAAAACGCCAAAGGGCCUUCUUCCUAUUUGGGUUAGCCCUCAUUUUGCAGCUGGACAUCGAAGGCAUAAGAACAUUCUUUCGCACUUUCUUCAGAUUACCUGAUUGGAUGUGGCAGGGUUUUCUAGGCUCUACUCUCUCCUCAGCUGACCUUGCAGUGUUUGCAUUGUACAUGUUUGUAAUAGCACCAAAUAAUUUGAGAAUGUCCCUUAUCAAACAUCUAAUGUCUGAUCCAACAGGAGCAACCAUGAUAAGAACUUAUCUCAGUAUAUAGCUUGUAAUCGUUAAUUAUUAGACUGCCCACUUGUCACUUUUGAGGGUUACUAGGUCUAUGUGUAGAUAUAUGUAUACAUACAAGUCCAUUGUAUUUUGUGGCCUCAACAAUAAUGUUCUGAUUUCUUUUCCAGUCCCAGAAAAAGAUUAGCUA